GGAGCAGAGCACAGCUGUUCUGGGCCGUUCUGGCUUUUUGGACUCUGGUAUCGCGUUAGUUUUGUUUCAUACAUCAGCCUGACAGCUAGCUGUGUCUCUGGUUGCUUCCGGCUCUUUAGCUGCAUCUUUCCGCAGCUCGCGUUGCUCUUUUUCGGCGGCUGUCUCGUGCAGUGUGUGCGUGUUCACGGGAGGAUGGUUUUGUCAACAUCACAACAAGUCGCCCUGGCUUUCACGGCGGUGCUUUUCACGUUUGUAGUCCUGCCGAGGUUGUUCGGCGUCGGUGGCGGGGCCGGGGCGAAGGAGACGAGGUUUGACCCUCGCUACAGCAGAAAAGCAGGUCCGGGCCCGGGCGCAGUGAGAGGCCAGCCCAUCAACUCGAACGCUCCUGGCUCGCCUCAGUCCGCCGAGAACAUGCAGCAGAUGAAGAAGCUGAUGGAGCAGGAGCUGAAGGGCGACAAGUUCAAAUCCAACAGCAACAAGGGCUACGUGUUCACCCUCAUGCCCCUCUACGCCAUCGGGGUGGGAGUGUUUGCAGCCUACAAGUUUCUGAAGAUCAAGUCUGCAGACGACCAGGCACAGAAGGACAAAUUUACAAAAGGAGCCAAAAAGUCAGUGGAAGCAGAGAAUCAGUUGAAUGAACUUGAACAAAGGCUAGCACAAACCGAAAGGAUGCUUAAUUCCAUCCUCACCCAGCUGGACCCGCUUACUAAUUGCGUAAAGUCGGUGGCGCAAGACCAAAAGAACGAGAUCAUGAGCCAACUCCAGACCAUCCGGUACCUGAUGAAGAAGAGAGGAAUGGACUGUCCGCCACUGAACAUCAAUGAGUCAUCCUGUGAGCGUAACCUUGAUGAGCUCAUUGAGUCACUUGGGGCCAACGACACCUCGACAGCAGAUGCUUCUCUGGUGGACACGCGGCCCUCUGCUGGGACAGCUGCAGCAUCUGAAAAAGUCUAUCAAAAACCUUUAAAAGCUAAAGAUGAAGCCGCAACAGAAGGUGAAGACAUGAGGGAGCUAAUACCGGAGGAGUCUGACGGAGAAGCGGAGGAGGAGGAGGAGGAGGAAGAAGAAGAAGAAGAAGGGGAUGAGGAGGAAAUGGAAGUUGACAGAGGAGAGGAUGAGGAAGGAUUAGAGGAUUGUGAGAUCAUGCCUUCACUAGAGGAGUCUCCCGAGACAAACAUUGAGGAAGUCAGAGCGGAGCAGCCUGCGUCCGGCCUCAGGCGACGUAACAGGCCUGAAUGAACUUACUGCACUGUACAGAAAUUAUUAUUAAUAUUUAUUAUCCGAAAGGCUUUCAUUCCAAAAAUACUAUGUUAAUCUAUCUCCGUAUUCAUCACACAAACACAUCUAACACAUUCAUCCAAAACAAUAACUUCCAUAAAGGUAAGCUGUCUAAAAGUAAACACAUGGGGCUCUAUUUUCCUGUUGCCAGCACAAAACACCUGCUGUAGGUCACAUGAUCAGGGUCAACAAAAACAAAUCUGAGUGCACCUGCUCUUUUUUUCUAUACACUGUAGGUGUAGUGUUUGCAGAACAUUGCGUGAAGUGGGUUCAUUGGAUGAUGAUGUGCCUUUUUUAAAGCUGAAUUCAUGUUUGUGGUGAUAUACAGAUAGGGGAUACAUUAAUGAAAUGUGUGUUUGUCUCCAGAACAGCUUGUCAAAGAAGUCUCUUGAACUAUAACAGGAGGAUAUAAAGCAUUUAUUCAACAAAUGUUCCCUCAUUUGCUGUUAAAUAAUGGCCAAGCUACAUGUGUCAAAAAGCGCUCACUAGAGACACCUGGUGGUCAAAAGAAGUCACAGCAUAAGUCACAUCAUAAUAGGGGAAAAAAAGGAAAUACCUGAUUUUCAACACAAAACUAGCACAUCAUUGAUUUUCAUAUGCAAACCUGUUUCCUGUAUCUGCAUUCAUCACAUUUCUACACUCAUUCCUUCAGGUUUUUCCCUUUAGCUUGUAACCCAUCUGUAUGAUAAUGUGAUCCAGUCCACACAAUAACUGGAUGUGUGGUUAUAGUCUGCUCAUACAGUUUAAAUCAGCAAUUGAUGAUCUGUUACUACCUUCGUUCAAUACAGACUGCUUGAAUGAUAUUCCUGCUGUCAGUUAUGUUGAAUUAGUACUUUUGGUGUAAAUCCAAAUGCUUUAAAUGUUUCUACAAUCAUGUCUGAUUGAUAAAAUGAUUAAGUAAUCAUUUGUUGUGACAUUGUGCUGCGAAUACACCAGGAGACGAUGCAUAAAACUCAUAAGAUUCGCAACUUCAACUUUGCACAAAUACAGAAAUAUGCAUAUGCUUCAUUUCCAUCAGAUUUAUAAAGCUGUGUACUCAUGCUUGUUUUUUGUAUGUCAGUCAUUGUAAAACUGGUGCACAUGCAAGACAAGUCUCAUUCCCACGCCUGCAGUUAGCCAAAAGUGGAGGUAAACCUUUCCUUUUGACAAGGAAGAAGUUAUCAGCGGUUCUACUGCAUUGAUUUUAAUUCUUAAAACCCUUAAUCCUUUGCACAUCAACAUGCAUGCCUGCUCCACCACUUGUUAUACUUGUCAAAAAGAACAAUGCUGUUUAGACUGGCUGACGACAAACAAAAUUCUGCCUCGCCAUAUUUUCUAUCUCUACCUUAUAUUGCCUUCAACUUACUCUAAAAAAAUAUUUGUCAAUGUGUUGGAAAUGGCGUACGCUGGGUUUUUAUAUGUUUAAAUGUAUAUCACAAUGUUAAAAAGCCAAGUUGAUGUACCAACAGGGUUGUGGAUACCUCAACUUCUUGUUGCUCCUCUUACUUAUGCACCAUUUGUUCCAUAAGAGACAUGGGGAAAACCCAACAUAUAUUUGUUUGUUUUUGCCAACAUGAAGAUAGAGCCCCUAAUAUCCUUUUCGUAACACUAGUUGUCACCUUUUUAAACUUGCCUGAUUUUGGAAUGAAGAUAAUUUAUAUACAUUGUUGUUCACUGUUUAGGUUUGUACAUGCUCCGAUGCCAAACAUUUAAAGCUUCCUUGAUCCUGGAUGUUGUCUCAGAGUCAUGGAUAUAAAUAGCCUGCUUGUCCUUACCUCACCUUCCUCACCUUGGAUAACCUAUCAAACACAAGUCCAAGUUGACUGGGUUCCAAUUAGAUGUUCAGUUCAAGGGCCCAUCGUGGCUCACAGUCACGUCUCACUGGGAUACUUAAAAAGGAACAGAGCCGUCGUUAAUGGGAUUACUUCCACCUAUGCUUCACCUGUUAUGAGAAGUCAAAUGGCCUGCUGUGAGAAAAGUAUGUUGUUGUGAUUAUUCGUCUAUGAUUAACACCACAGGACACACGUGAAGGCAGUCAGACUACGUUUCUUUAGGUUAGUCUUGAGAAAAUGUGCUUUCAUUGUAAAUCUAUGCUACACAUCCAGUGACUUAAAGAUUAAUACAGAAGUCUAACCAUAAAUAAUUCAGAUUUCCUUCUUUAUUUUUAUUAUAUAUAUUACAUUCUUUUGUAUCACGAAGCAACUGACACUAAUGCUGCUGGAUGUGAUGAGCCUACUUACAUAACGGAAUAUUAGAAUGUACAUUGUACAAGGUGUGAACUUGGGCUUGUGGUAUAUUUAUACAUCAAAACAUGAGUGCAUGUUUUUGUUUUUAAAUUUUUUUCUUGUUUGCCUGCACAAUGUGACUGCAUGUCAUUUAGUAAUUCAACAGGUCCAUGACGGUCAACCAGAAACACAUUUAUUAUUAGUUUGUACUGUUUUCACUGUUACAUUUUUACCAAUCCUGAUCCAACUAGGUAGAAUACAUCAGAAUAUAACCACAUAAUACAAUUUAUUUCAGUUAUCACCUUGACUUAUAUUUUAAUUAUUUUUUUGAAAUUGUGUUAUAAUAUCUUCAGGAGAGGGCACUGUGGGAAGGCUUUCAGGUUGUUUCCAUGUUGUCUCUUGUUGGGUUACAUACAUCAGACUACUAUUAGUCAUAUGGAAUACUGACCCAAAUUUCAAAAUACAAACACAUUUUAGACCAUGAUUUAAAAAAAUAAGUCAAUUGUGUUGGUUAUUUGUUUGAAGUGCCACAAUAAUACCCAGAGUACGAUUACAGCACUUGAGUAACAUGAGAAUGUAUGAAGAAUUUUAGAUAAUAUCUCCACGUUCAUGACAGAUUAGCACUGUACAACUGAGGAUGAUGUCCAUUCAUUUCAUUGAACUGAACUUACUAAAUUUUGUGUAUUUUUUGCUGUAAUGAUAAUCCAAAUGUUGAUGUAACACAAUCUGCUUAAAGUGUGGUUAAAAACUCAAUUUCUGAAGACUAAUAUCCAUAAUGACAAAACAAAUGUAUAAUUUUAGCCUGAAUUAGCUGCCAAUGUAUUAGCAAUCAUAUUGUCACCAAAUUCAUUGCCAUGUCAUGCCACGGACAAAUCUUUGCCUUAAUUUAAUUUGUAAAAGGUUUGUAUCAUUUCCUUAUUUAUGCAUACUGUUAAAUUUUUGUGUUCAUUGUUGUGUGUUUCAUGUGAAAGUUGAGUGAGAGAACUCAA
This is a messenger RNA of Scomber scombrus (Atlantic mackerel), 4471 nucleotides long. It is a transcript of the gene ccdc107, whose product is annotated as coiled-coil domain containing 107. The coding region runs from base 193 to 1239 and encodes 348 amino acids. The transcript is spliced from 6 exons. Gene Ontology annotation, biological process: synaptic transmission, cholinergic; protein localization to cell surface. The record is from RefSeq and is a predicted model, not a curated record. NCBI's taxonomy places the organism in Eukaryota, Metazoa, Chordata, Actinopteri, Scombriformes, Scombridae. Gene Ontology annotation, cellular component: intracellular membrane-bounded organelle; neuron projection; neuronal cell body.